This is a messenger RNA of Erigeron canadensis, 1512 nucleotides long. RefSeq names its product pyruvate kinase, cytosolic isozyme-like. Gene Ontology annotation, cellular component: cytoplasm. The record is from RefSeq and is a predicted model, not a curated record. Lineage: Eukaryota; Viridiplantae; Streptophyta; Magnoliopsida; Asterales; Asteraceae. Gene Ontology annotation, molecular function: pyruvate kinase activity; magnesium ion binding; potassium ion binding. Bases 1 to 1500 code for a protein of 499 amino acids. The transcript has 3 exons. Gene Ontology annotation, biological process: glycolytic process.
AUGCAAUACCAAAUUAAAAGACCAAAAACCAAGAUCGUAUGUACAUUAGGGCCGGCUUCACGAUCAGUUGAGAUGAUCGAGAAGUUGUUGCGUGCGGGAAUGACUGUCGCACGCUUCAACUUCUCGCAUGGUUCUCAUGAAUACCAUCAAGAAACUCUUGAUAACUUGCGUAAAGCGAUGAACAACACGCGUAUCCCUUGUGCUGUUAUGCUUGAUACUAAGGGUCCGGAAAUUAGGACUGGAUUUUUGAAGGAUGGGAAGCCAAUACAACUACAAGAGGGUCAACAGAUCACAAUCACUACUGAUUACACAAUUGCAGGUGACCAAAACAUGAUCUCAAUGAGCUAUAAGAAUCUUGCUCAGGACUUGAAACCGGAUAGUGUCAUUCUGUGCUCGGAUGGGACCAUCUCUCUAAAGGUUCUUGCUUGUGACAAGGACCGUGGUCUAGUCAAGUGUCGUUGUGAAAACUCUGCGGUUUUGGGUGAACGAAAGAAUGUUAAUCUUCCCGGGGUGAUUGUUGAUCUCCCGACUUUGACUGAGAAAGACAAACAUGAUAUCUUGCAAUGGGGGAUCCCUAACAAGAUUGAUAUCAUAGCGAUGUCUUUUGUUCGUAAAGGUUCAGAUGUUGUUGAGGUUCGUAAGCUUCUUGGAGAACAUGCUAAGUCUAUUCUGCUAAUGUCAAAAGUUGAGAAUCAAGAAGGUGUGGCGAAUUUGGAUGAUAUUUUGGAGAAAUCAGAUGCUUUUAUGGUGGCCCGUGGUGAUUUAGGGAUGGAAAUCCCUAUUGAGAAGAUAUUCCUUGCGCAGAAACUGAUGAUUUCUAAAUGUAAUGUGAAAGGAAAGCCCGUUGUGACUGCAACACAGAUGCUAGAGUCGAUGAUCAAGUCUCCAUGUCCAACACGGGCUGAAGCAACAGAUGUUGCCAAUGCGGUUCUCGAUGGGACUGAUUGUGUCAUGCUUAGUGGUGAAACAGCAGCUGGGGCGUUCCCGGAAAUUGCUGUUCAAACAAUGGCCAAGAUUUGCAUAGAAGCAGAAGAUUCAUUGGAUUACAGGAGCCUAUUCAAGAAAGCCAUGGAGAAUGCGCCAAUGCCCAUGAGCCCGUUGGAGAGUUUAGCUUGUAGUGCUGUCCAAACAGCAAAUUCUGUUAAGGCAAGUAUGAUUUUGGUCUUGACUAGAGGAGGAACAACUGCAAAAUUGGUGGCUAAGUUUCGACCAAGUAUCCCUAUACUGUCUGUUGUGGUGCCAGAGAUAUCAACUACUGAUUCGUUUGAGUGGUCAUGUAGCAAUGAAGCUCCAGCAAGGCACACACUUGUUUAUCGUGGGUUGGUGCCCAUCUUAAGCUCAGGGCACAUCAAUGCUACAUCAACCGAGUCAUGUGAUACAACUGUGGAGUUGGCUAUACAGGAAGCAAAAGCCAUGGGGGUUUGCAGGGAUGGAGAGUCUGUGGUGGUGCUGCAUCGUGUUAAUGGAACCGGCCUCAUCAAGAUCCUCAACGUCAAGUGAUUGUGUGCAAGU